Messenger RNA from Mauremys reevesii (Reeves's turtle), 1746 nucleotides. RefSeq names its product class I histocompatibility antigen, F10 alpha chain-like. The record is from RefSeq and is a predicted model, not a curated record. The transcript is spliced from 11 exons. Gene Ontology annotation, biological process: immune response. NCBI's taxonomy places the organism in Eukaryota, Metazoa, Chordata, Testudines, Geoemydidae. Gene Ontology annotation, cellular component: external side of plasma membrane. Bases 1 to 1746 code for a protein of 581 amino acids.
AUGGGGCGGUCACGGCCCGAGCGCCGGUUUUGGGGGCAGCCGGGCCGCGAGGGCCCCGGGGGAGUGGGGCAGCCCGGGGCUGCAGGGCUGAAUCUCGCUCGGGGUCUGGGAGCGGAGCUGCGUCCGUUGCCCCCUUUGCAGGCUGGUCGACUCAACGAGGAGGCAGCCAGACAUCAGCCCCUGCCCGAGGUCUCGGUUUCCCGCAGAGACGCCCCCGAUGGCUCCGCCACCCUCUCCUGCCGCGCCAGGGGCUUUGACCCACGGCCCGUCCACGUCUCCUGGGUGCGGGACGGGAAGGAGACCCCGGCGCCCCCCAUCGGUGAUGCGUCCCAGCUCCAGACAUCCGUGGGGAUCCCGCAGCAGGCCGGGGCCGGGCACAGCUACUCCUGCCGCGUGCAGCACUGCGGCCUGCAGGAGGCGCUGGCGACUCCGGCGCCCGGGGAGAUGGGGGGCCUGGCCCCCGGGAUCCUGGCUGCCCUCGGCCUCGCUGCACUGACUGGGGCCGGCGCCGCGCUGGCUGGAGUCGUGGUGUGGAGGAGAAAGCGCUCGGACUCUGGCAGAAGCAGCUUCGCCCCGACUGCCGGACACCACAGCCUGUCCGUGCUAGUCACAAUCAUCACACACGAAGAAGACAGGACCCAUCACUACUUCAUGAUCACCCGGCUGGAUGACGUUCAGGUCCUGUACUACAGCAGUGACACGCGAAAGGUCAGACCCACCCAGCCGUGGGCAGAACAGGCCCUGGGCGCUGAGUUUUUCCAGAAAAAGACCCAGGAGUUCUUGGGGUAUGAUGAGGAUUCUAAAGGAGGUAUCAGGAGGUGGAUGCAGCUGCACAACCAGACGGGCGGGGUUCACACUGUACAGGCUCACGUGGGCUGUGCGCUGAGUGGCCAGACCCCCGUGGACCCGAGGUUCCAGUACGCCUACGACGGGGGGGACUUAAUGAGAUUUGAUGCCCAGACGGGGACGUGGGUUGCGGCCGUGCAGCCGGCUGUCCCCGUGAAGCAGAGCUGGGAGACGGGCAAGACCUGGACUCAGUAUGUUCAGUGGCUCUUGCAGUCCGAGUGCCUGGAGAUCCUGCGGCGCCUGGUGCAGCAGGGGAGAGCGGUGCUGGAGCGGCAGGCACCCCCCACGGUCUCAGUUUCCCGCAGAGACGACCCAGACGGCUCUGUCACCCUCUCCUGCCGCGCCAGGGGCUUUUACCCGCGUCCCAUCCACGUCUCCUGGGUGCGGGAUGGAGAAGACAUCCUGGCGGAGAAGUACUCCAGCGGGAUUCUGCCCAACGACAUUCACUCAUACUACACGCAGUCGUCCCUGGAGAUCUCCCCGCAGCAGGAGGACGGGCACCGCUACGCCUGUCGAGUGGAGCACAGCAGCCUGGGGGAGCCAGUGCUCGUCUGGGCCCCUGGGAAGAAGGGCCCCCUGCCCCCCGGGGUCCUGGCCGCCAUCGUCCUGGCCGUGCUGGUUCUGGCUGGAGCCGUAGGGGCCGGCGUCAUCCUGUGGAGGAGAAAAUCAGGCCCCUACGCUCUGGCAGCCAAUUUUGCAGGUCUGGCUAAAGACACCGAUAUCGUCAAUAUAUGCCAGAGCAAAGUCCUCCAUCCCUCUGAGCAACUGAUCCCCCAGGCGCUGACAGGUGACCGGCACCUCCUUGAGGCCGAAAGGAGAACCAGGAACCCAAAGAGCUCUAUAGGGAUGAUGAAGGCAGAUUCCAACCUGGCAUCUGGGUCCAAGGGCACCAGCCAGUAG